AUGGCCAGGACUCGCAGUGCUAGUCGAGAAACAGGCGAACAACCUGUCGACCCCAACGAAGAGGGAUGGAUUCAGACUGGCCGGGAUGGCAAGCACAGACCCGCGAGGAAAACGAGGGUUCGACAGCAAUCCCUCGUUCAGUCUGCAUGGGAUCGGUCUUGCAGCAACACCCGCAACACCCAAGCGUCAGCUUCUAUUCAACCAGCUCCCAAGCGUCUCCCAGUUCCGCCCCGUCCUUUCGUCCUAGUGCCCCAUGUAUCAACCCUCAAGGCCGGCAAGAAAACCAACACAAACGCGAAGGUUUCACGAACCCGGGGCGCAUCCGGUUCCUCGAGCCGCAAGGAGACCUAUGCCACCAUCGCCAACUUACACUCUCCUGACCGUCUCCCAGUUAUUCCUGAGGGUAGCUCCCCCCUCGAGCCGCAACCUGAAUCCUCUGGGACGAAGCAUGACACGAAGCAUGACCGUCGUGAGCUCUCCGCCACCAGCCAAGGCAAGAUGGUCAAUAGCUCUGAGGACGGGGACCAGGCGAAGGCCAUGAAGGCCAAGCAGACGAACCACGGCAAUGAGCAGAGCAAUCGCAACUCCAAGAAGAAGGCUAGGAACGAGGGUCUCAACACAGCAGACGGGAAGGAACCAACAAGCGCGGCUCGACAGGUCUCGGGAAUGCUGUCCAAGGCAGCUCCCACCAAGUUCGCGACCGCUGACUCCCGAGGAGAAGCCCUGAAAAGGGAUGACACUGUUGAUUCCUUUGUUAUACCGUCUUCUCCGACUCCUGGACCAUCUGGCCGUCUUCGCCUCCGAAGUUCACCGCGCCCUGAGAAGCAGCCGUUCCACAGGUACAAGGCAUGGGAUGAUGAAUGGGAGUUAUUUGGCUAUGAGUACCAACGAACCAGGACAGUUCCAGACCACGCCCUCAGUUCAAUGGAGAAGCCAACCGGAGACAUUUUGCAGCUGAAGCUCCCGCCCGCUUCGCGUAUUCCCGGCCCCGAUGAGCCAGUGCACUUUUACUAUGGUCGCCAGUGGCCACAAGGCUAUCAUACUUCCGGCGUUGGCUUUCUGGGCAAGGGAAACCAAGGCGAGAGGAUGGCUGCGCUGCAGAAGUAUAUCACUAUCGUAUCUUGGUACAACUGCGUCUCUCGGCAGCGGGAGCAACUUCCCGAAGGUUACACAGCUCCCCAGGCUCCUAUCAGCAUGACCUUAAUGGACAUUGAAAAGGAUAUAUUCCGCGCAAUUCGUGCUAACUCGACGCUGCUCCUCCAAAUCGAAGCCCCCGAUGGUCGACCGAAGCAUGGCCGCCCAGGUUCCCCUCUCGGCUUUCGCUACUCCAUCCCCACAAGUCGAGGAAAGCCUAAUGGAGGCGAUGCAUGUCAUCAGGCUGGCUACGACGAGGUAGAAGGGAUACACUCCAACGGAGAUGUUGACGAAGGUGGUGAGGAGAUGGCUGAAGUGGUGGAAGAAAUGGAGGUGGAAGAAAUGGAGAUGGACGAAAUGGACGUCGAUGAAGACCAGCCCGACACCCAACCAUACGAUCGCUAUUCCUCACCAAUUACUGGGGACGAGAUCGGUGACCACAACGAGGUUGAGAGCCCUGCCCGGCUGUCCCCGGUCCCUGCUGGAAUGGAUCCCGAUGAUCCUUUCGUGGAGGGUGGUGAAGAAGGGGGGGAGCAACUGGGUGAAGGAGGAGAGGAGCAGGGAGACGAAGACAAGGACGAACAUCACCUGCAAGAGUCGAGUGACGAAGGAUCGAGCUACUCCGAAACCGUCAGGCAACAACGGAGACACAAUCGCAGCAGGCGUAGCAGCCCGAGCGAACCCAGAGGAGACAAUGAGUCAGAAUCAUUGCAGGGUUUAACUGAAUCCAAAGGCAAGGGCAAAGCCCCUGCUAGAGCUCCUUCGCCCAUUCGAAACUUGCGGGAGACCGACAUUGCCCCUGAACGCUACGCCCCGCCGCUACCAGCAUUCAGCCGAGAACAAUCCGCCAGAGAGGUAGCAGCCGAAUGUCGGGAUAUCGUUGAAUACGGCGCAUAUAUCACCGGAAAAUCGCCAGAGGGUUUUUUGGCGCUGAUGGGCUACGACCGUCACCCAGAUUCAAGUCGAAAGCCUCAGCCAUGGAAUAAGUACCGGCAACUGGAGAAACUCACCGCCGAGGAGGAGGGGCGGCCAGUUCCAACCCAAGACGAUAUGAAGGCCGAGUACGAUCGUCUCUACAAAGAACUGUCGAAGCAGGAAAAAGACCAGCUGGUGGCGAAAUGGAACGAGCAAAUCCAGACGAUUUUGAAGAGCCGUCGAACAGACAAUGUGGAGGAUCAGGAGGUGAUGCAUCUCAUCAAGGAAUCUCAGGCGAUGAUGAACAGGAUAUCCAACUCUGGAAAACUGGAAGGCAUUCUCUACGUGCUAGGGGUCGAGUCCGGAUACACCGGUGUCUCUCGCGUUGUUGUUGGCAGCAGCCUCAUGGAGGAACUCCUCGACGACGAUGAUGCCGAUAUUCGCCAAACAAUUGACAGAGCUGCCAUCACAGUAUCUGCGGUGAAGACCGGAGUGAUGGAGGCCUCACAAGCAAAGCUUUCAGAGGUGCUAGGUCUUCGUAAGGCCUCAAGAACAUCAGACGAGGACCCUGUCCCAAAAGCGGCUAAACAAGAGACGAAGUCUAUGAAGCGCCCCGGGGGAUCAACGAAGACAGAACCAUCAACAGACACCCUUUGGGGACUAUUCGAAGAAUCAGCGUGUCGACAGCCAGACAUACCUGAAGAAAUCUACAACCUUCCUCCUCGGAAGCCUGCGAAGGGCAGGGUUGAUUGGAGAAUUCUGAUGUCGGAACCAGUAUUCAACAAGGUUCGGUUUUGGUUGAGGAAACAGGGAGAAAAUGAUCGUGAUUGGGGCGUACGAUACAAACGGUUCUUGGAGCAAGGCCUGUACUGUGUUGCCACAGAUCAAUCUGAACCGCCAGCGACUGGAUUCCACGUAGCGCUUGUCGAUUACCUGGCGAGCAAGAACAAGAUGUUGGAAGGAUACCCUGCGACCUGCCCGGUACCAGGAAGAGACACCAUGGGUGUUGAGCUACAACAUCUCUGGGGGGCCAACGCGUUUGAAGUGGUGGAAGUGAUGUUCGGUAGAAAGGAAGGUUGGAAGAUGAGGAUCGUCGAUAUACCUGAACACCUUCGUCGAAUUGAACGCGAUGAUACCAAUCCCGAAUACUUGAACAUCCCCAUCAUCACUGCCAACGACGCCUCAGGCCGCGUUACCAAGGUCAUGGCUCGAGUCUCAGACGCGAGAUGCUGGUUUAUUCAAGAAGUCUGCAAGGAGGCUGUUAUCCGAAAAUACACUAAUCACCCCGAUUAUCGCGAUCGAUCUCUCCCUAUCAAAGAAAGCCUCAAAAAAUGGCCGGUCAAAUUGUCGAAGUCUGCUCGCAUGAUGAAAAAGGAGGUUAAGCUCGAGGAAAGCGAACACUCAGGACUGGGGAGUCUGGGGCAUGCAACGGAGAGGGAUACCACAGCAGUCGAGUCGUCUGGAGCUCCCAGCGGCGGGGGCGGAGACCACAACCACAAAGAGAACCACGACAUGCCACACGAGUCCGGCCAUACCUUCGGCGCUUCGGACGACGACGACCCACACAAUGACUACCACCCGCCGCGUCAUGACCACAAUGAUCCACACAACGACUACGACGAUUCGCGCAACAAUUACGAAGAUCCACACAACGACUAUGAAGAUCCACACAACGACUACGACGAUUCGCGCAACGACUACGAAGGUCGACGCAACGACUACGAAGGUCGACGCAACGACUACGAAGGUCGACGCAACGACUACGAAGGUCGACGCAACGACUACGAAGGUCGACGCAACGACUACGAAGGUCGACGCAACGUCUACGAAGGUCCACACAACGUCUACGAAGGUCCACACAACGUCUACGACGACGUGCGAGUCAAUUCCUGCAACAGGCGCAGCGAUGGGCAAGAGUCCGACAGACCCGCGAGCUACGGCAAGUGGAGCUUCUGCGAGGACGAGCAGACUUGCGAGCCUGAGGGGGGUAUGCGCAAUUUCGCCCCUCGGCAUGGUGUUGCAUACUCAGCGGCGGGCAAUCGGCCUUACGGAGGCCAGCGUACUCAAGAGCCCCAUGUCCAACUACGCGUAGCUCGUCCGGUUAAUGUCCCCAAUCGAGACGCGCGCCGCCCAGAAGGCCGCUUCCCUACGUCGAACCACCGAGAACAUCGAGAAUACCAAUGUGUGCCCCAUCGUCCUCAAGUGCAGCCCUCCCCUUCCUCUCAUAGCUCACGUCCGCACCCAGCACGCAUGUCGCCUUCCCCACGCAACGUGGUUCGUCCGCCGGGACAGCAGGCCAGUCGCCUUGGUUACGACACAGAGGCAACUGUCGGUCACGUUCUGAAGCUCUUAGGCAUCCAUGGCAAAGGAGCGCCGAAGCGAAAGGCUGGAGGAGAUGACGUGGCAGAAUCUGAGGUUCAAGCACACCAGCGACAACCACUCCAACCUCUUGAUCAAAUCAACCCUUCUCGCAAUAUUGUAGGUAGGGGAUAUACCUCUACUAGUAGAGGAGAACCAUCACGGGGAGGGCCCCUCCAGAAAACUUAUGAAGGCCAGACACCUGCAGACUAUGAACAGCAGGGGCAUCUGAGACCUUCAAAGCGGAUGAGAAUGUGA
Molecule: messenger RNA, 4665 nt
Organism: Coprinopsis cinerea okayama7#130
Lineage: Eukaryota; Fungi; Basidiomycota; Agaricomycetes; Agaricales; Psathyrellaceae
Exons: 10
Coding region: 1-4665 (1554 amino acids)
Source: RefSeq, a predicted model, not a curated record